CUGCGGGAGCGUGUGCUGCGUGGCAAGUACCGUGUCCCUUUCUACAUGUCCACGGACUGUGAAAACAUCCUGAGGCGCUUCCUGGUGCUGAAUCCUUCCAAACGCUGCACCCUGGAGCAAAUAAUGAAGGACAAGUGGAUCAAUAUUGGCUACGAAGGGGACGAGCUGAAGCCUUACCGAGAACCCGAGGAGGAUUUUGCGGAUGCCAAGCGCAUAGAGGUCAUGGUGGGCAUGGGCUACACCCGGGAGGAGAUCAAGGAAGCCUUGACCAACCAGAAGUACAACGAGGUCACAGCCACCUACCUGCUGCUGGGCAGGAAGAACGAGGUGGAAGGGGGGGAGUCGCGCACGGGCAGCAGCCUCUCGUUGGCCCGAGCACGGCCGCCCAGCGAGGCCUCCAACGGCACCAGCAAGUCCUCCUCGCACGCCAAGGGCCAACGGAGCUCCUCCACGUACCACCGGCAACGGCGGCACAGCGAUUUCUGUGGCCCUUCCCCCGCCCCCCAGCACCCCAAGCGGAGCCCCACCAGCACCGGGGACGGGGAGCUGAAGGAGGAGCGGAUGCCCUCGCGCAAGGCCAGCUGCAGCGUGGUGAGCAGCGGCCGGGGGGGCCUCCCGCCCUCCAGCCCCAUGGUGAGCAGCGCGAACAACCCCAACAAAUCGGAGAUCCCCGACCGGCGCAAGGACAGCGCGGUCAACACGAACAACAUCCCCUCCAGUAUGAUGACCCGGAGGAACACUUACGUCUGCACGGAGAGGCCUGGGGGCGACCGCCACUCCCUGCUCCAGAACGGGAAGGAGAACAGUUGCAAUCUACCUUGGCAUCAAAAGGAAGCAGAACCCCGGCUGCUCCGAUUUACCUGGAAUGUGAAGCUGACCAGCACCCGCUCUGCCGAGGCCAUCCUGGCCGCCCUCUGCCAGGCCACGGACUCUGCCAACUGCUGCCGCCGCCAGACGGAGCCCUUCGUCCUCUCCUGCACCCACGGGAAGAGCGCCAGCGAGCAAUUCUGCUGCUUCGAGGUGGAGGUCUGCCGGCUGCAGCGGCUGGGGGGGCUGCACGGAGUGCUCUUCCGGCGCCAGGCUGGCACCUCCCUGGCCUUCCGCAGCCUGGUGGCCAAAAUCACAGACCAGCUGCAACUCUAGGGUGGCCCGGCCUGCCCCGGCACUGACUGACCCCCUGGCUGGGGGGGGGACAAGGCCCCGGGGCCCUCCCAGCUUCCCUCCGGGGCCCAGCUGCUGCCCCGCCCUGGAAGGUCCCUGCCGGCCUGUCCGUGGUGCUA
This is a messenger RNA of Thamnophis sirtalis, 1280 nucleotides long. The record is from RefSeq and is a predicted model, not a curated record. Lineage: Eukaryota; Metazoa; Chordata; Lepidosauria; Squamata; Natricidae.